Messenger RNA from Seriola aureovittata, 2183 nucleotides. It is a transcript of the gene aif1l, whose product is annotated as allograft inflammatory factor 1-like. Gene Ontology annotation, cellular component: ruffle membrane; actin filament. The record is from RefSeq and is a predicted model, not a curated record. NCBI's taxonomy places the organism in Eukaryota, Metazoa, Chordata, Actinopteri, Carangiformes, Carangidae. The coding region runs from base 130 to 579 and encodes 149 amino acids. Gene Ontology annotation, biological process: ruffle assembly; actin filament bundle assembly. The transcript has 6 exons. Gene Ontology annotation, molecular function: actin filament binding; calcium ion binding.
UGCUGAGUGGACCGCUGAGCCCAAUCUCCAACGGAGAAUAGGAGUAUCGCCCCGGCGGACUGUUGCGGCAGCCUUCUGGCUCUGAUAAUUUUCAUUUUCUGGAUUUAUACAUCACAGAUAAAUUCCGGGAUGCCUUCAAAUCAAAAUGUCCAAGGAGGGAAAGCCUUUGGACUGUUAAAGGAGCAGCAAAGGCAAAAACUGGAAGAAAUAAACAAGGAAUACCUGGAAGACCAGAAAUACAGGGAUGAAGAAGACCUGGCUGAAAAAUUGGAAAGUCUGAAAAAUAAAUAUUCUGAGUUUGACCUGAAUGACCAAGGAGAGAUUGACAUGAUGGGUCUGAAGCGCAUGAUGGAGAAGCUGGGUGUGCCCAAGACCCACUUGGAGUUGAAAAAAAUGAUUGUGGAGGUGACGGGCGGCAGCAGCAGCAACACAAUCAACUACAGGGACUUUGUCAAGAUGAUGCUGGGCAAGCGUUCAGCUGUGCUCAAACUAGUCUUGCUCUUUGAAGACAAAGCCAACGGCUCUCCCUGCAAGCCAGACGGACCCCCUCCAAAGCGGGAUAUUGCUAGUCUGCCUUAAGUGUAGAUGUCAGCCUCUGGACUGCUACUGGAGCAGAGGGACCAUCACUGGUCGCCUGGAAUUGAACCCUUUUCAUAACAUGUGGAGUGUUGUAUUAGUGUGGGACCAGUGAUUGAGGAUGUUAUUUUGUGAAUAUACGGUGUGUGCAAGGUGUCAUUUGUUAUUUGGAAGACUGAGACCACAACUCACUAAAUGAUGUUUGACUGUGAAUAUUAUUAUUAUUCAUCCUUUUUCCUUAAUUAAGAUGUAGCAUUGAUAGUUGUAAUCUGCUCGAUGAAUUAAAUUUUGUAGUAAGUGUUUCAUGGUUAUAUUUUAAGGGAAGACUCGAAAUAUUCCAGAGGUUGAUUUUUUUUUUUUUUUUUUUUUUUUCUUUUGUCCUGCUCCUUUUUUCUUUGUUUAAUUUUUGGGACACAUUCGUUUUUUAACAAUGUGACAGUAGGAUGCUUUUGGAGAAGCACAAGGAAAAGAAGCAGUUCUUCCACCACAUUUUUGCACUGUCCUCAGUGGUCUUGCAUGGAUUCCUGCCAGGCUAAUCUUGGUCUGCGUUUCUCUUUAGAUCAGGUGCCAGAGAUUACAAGCCCAGCCCAUUUCCUCUGGGUCAAAGUCAUCGGCCCUUGGAGCCGAAAUACUGAUCUGGAAUCAGUAACUAGGUUAACAUGGCAACCGCAUGAUCUAAAAAAAAAGAAAAGAAAAACAAAACAAAAAAACAUUUUUGUAGAUGCGUGUUAAAUAUUUACUCACACUAGUUGAGAGAAGAAUAAGAGAUCAUGUUGACCAUGAGACUUUCAGUUUCAGUACGUGGCUUGAGGAGCAGCAAAACCUGACUCGCUUUUAGAUCUGUAAGGUUAAGCACAUGUUAGAUUUGGAAGGAGUGUGAUUUACAAGCACACAAGCAGAACAAAUGUACAUAAUAUACUACACACAGUACAAUCAUAUUCUUUCCAAGUGCCUCAACAUGCAGAUACUGUAGAGCUUCAACACACAGAUUGAAAAAAGAGGGAGUGCAUACAGGUGUUCAGUUCAAGCAGUCUUCUUAGCUUACUAAUUCCAGAUAACCAUGAAAUAAUGUUCUUUGGUAUUUGGUAAGACCAUUUUAAUGAUGUUUGUUGAAUUAUAUUGAUAUGGUGUUUAUUACUGGUUUCCACAACAUUUGGAGUGAGUGAAGUACACGUGUGAUGGAUUUUUGUGUAGUUUCUAUGUUGUUUUCCCUUUUCUUAUCAUUUUUUUUAAUGUCACUGCAUCGUUUAACCUGUCUAUUGGGUGAUUGAACUCUUUGGGUUAUCCUAUAUUUGUCUUGCAAUUCAUAUAUGUGUUAUUAAUUUCUCCCCCGUCUUUUUUUUUCCAUCAGCCAGCCACCUCUCUCACGGCUAAACUGGGUUCAUUGUCCUGUGAAUUCUGUAAUUUGUGCCUCAGUGUUUGUCUCUCCAGUUUAAAUUUUUUUCCUAUAACUCACACUAUUUACUGUGAAUUUGCUACUUGUAGUAGUUUAACACACACACAACAUGUUUUAAACUAUUUUGCUUUCACUCUAAUAAUUUUAGUGUUGUUAAAAUGCACAUUGUUUGCAGACACCAAAGGAAUUAAAAUUCUUACACUGGCCUGUA